Molecule: messenger RNA, 699 nt
Organism: Caenorhabditis bovis
Lineage: Eukaryota; Metazoa; Nematoda; Chromadorea; Rhabditida; Rhabditidae
Source: the annotation of a GenBank genome assembly
AUGGUCGAGGGCGGAGUCACGAUUGUCAAGUACCUUCUAUUCUUGGCGAAUUUGGUGCUAUGGGUCGGCGGAUUGGGCCUCAUCAUCGUCGGCUCAAUUUUACAACUGAAAUAUGACAAUGUUUUAGACAUACUAGGAGAUGAGAGGUUGGCGACGCCCAUAUUGCUGCUCGUCAUCGGCUCAUUAUGCACGCUGCUCGGAUUUCUCGGAUGUUGCGGCGCGAUUCGCGAGAAUUAUUGUCUGACCGUCUCAUUCGCUGUCCUUCUAGCAUUAUUAAUUACAUGCGAAAUCGCUGCAAUUAUAAUUAGCUAUGCGCUUCACGACAGUUUUCGAAUAGGAAUUUCGAAUCAAUUGCAGACGGGUAUGGUUCGGUACACAGAUGGCCGCGGUGUGACAACCGCGUGGGACAAAACGCACCAACUGUUCGAAUGCUGCGGUGUCAAAAAUGCCACCGAUUGGCUGUCGAUCGGCGAUGUUCCCGAUUCGUGUUGUGUCGAAAUGAUGGAAGGUUGCGCUCGUGAAAACGCGCCAUUGUUCGAGAACGGCUGCAUUCACAGCGUCGAAAAAUGGGUGAUUCAAAACGGCGCGAUGGUCGGCGGAAUCUGCGCGCUUCUCGCCGCCAUUCAACUCGUCGGCGUCUGUUUUGCGUGCUGCUUGUCGAAAAGCAUUCUCAAAGACUUCCACGACUUUUAUUAUUAA